AGAGCUGUGAGGGAUGGAUAAAAAGGUUCCCACGUGAAAGGCAUGAAUCUACGAGAAAAGAAGGGGGUGAAAUAGAGGAAGACACAACCAGAGAGGAGGAGAGAGAGAGAGAGAGGAGAGACAGGAGAGAGAGAGAGAGAGAGAGCAAAAGAGGUGAGCAGGAGAGGAAAGGGAGACAAGAGAGGAACAGAUGGACUCUGCACAGAGGAAGGGAAACGGUGCGAAGCUCACCGAGCAGCAGUGACAGAGAGGUGGGAAUAAAAGCAAACAUGAAUGCCAGAGGGAUGGAAGAAUGGGAGGAAGCAACGUGAAGGAAUAGCAGAGAAGAGGGAGCGGGCACUUGUGGGAGACAACACAGAGGGAAACAGGAAGAGAGAGAGAUGAGGAACUCGUGCUGCCUUCGACCAUGAGAGAAUGAGUCACAGAGAGAAGAGCUGAGAAAAGAAAGAAAGCGCGAGAGAAAGUGAUAGAAAUCAAAAAGGAAGCAGGAGAGACCAAAAAAAAAAAAAAAACGUAAAAAAAAAAGACAGGUCAUUAUGGGAACGCAGUCAAGCCCAUCCCAUGCUUUGGUCAUCCAAUCUCCUGAGAGCCCAAGGGACAAAGCAGGUGGAGAAGGAGGGGCUGCCAAGUAGACGAGCCAAUGUGAUGGACAGACAAAGGAUGGACAGGCUGCAUUCCCUUCCUCUCCAUUUAUCUGCAGGUAACCUCCCUGGCCUUCUGUUCUUCCUCCUGGAAAGUUAAAGAGAAAUGUGAAUAAGAGGCAAAAGUGUACAACUUCAGAAGACAUGAAACAGCAUGGACAUUUUAAAGAAUAUUUGAUGCUGCAUAUAUUUAUUUUUAUAUAAGAGUUUAAGCAAAGUUUAAGAGAAGAGUUUUCUGACAGAGAUCUAUACUAUACCUUGAAUUGGGAAAAUGAUAAUCCAUCCUUUCUUGAGGACAAUCUUAUUUGCAAAGGAAGUCCUUGGUGUACAGACAAGCUGAGCAGCUAAACACAAUCCUGUAUAAAGACUGCUAUAUAUACAGUAUUUUCUGGGAUGAAACUGAAACUCAGUCAAUUGUAUAGAUCUCUCACUGUUGCACUGAAUAUAUAGUAAUGGCGAGAUCACUUUUCUUGUUGACACACUAACACAACAAGUUCUACACAACAGCAAACUGCCUUCACAGCCUGUGGAUGUUGUGGGAGCGAGAGAGGCUAGAGAAAUGGUGAGCAAAGAGCCCAACCACUUGCUCACAGGCCAAACCAAUGGCAAGAGCGGCUUGGCAGACAAGCUGCCCGGGACAAUGACUGUGCGCUCUGUGCUGCUCAAUCGAGACUCCCCCGAUAUCGAAAGUCGCCUCAAGCGGCGCCGCAACCGCACCCACCAGGUCCGCUUUAAAGACCUGGAGGAUGGUAGCAGCAGCAGUGGCAACAGUGGAACAGGGGAAAACAAUAGCCAUCAGAAGCCUGCCAAAGACUGUGACAGUCCACAUCCUCUUCGCAAACACAGCAGCAGGUCCCCCCAGCCAUGGACUGACAGGGAAAGGCCACAAACCAAGGAUCUACCUGGCCGAACCUCUGUGGUCGGGGCUGUGCGUGGUGACAUGGCAAGCACUAUAGAGGUGGUGGCUGCUUUUUUAGCUCGAGCGCCUCCUCACCCAUUGACACCUGGUCCUACACGUCGAACCUGGGCACCACCGCAGACGAACUCUCUAACCUUGCCAAUGACACGCAGGCCCAGUAUGAGCACCAGCACAGCCAUUCAGACCUCCCCAUGCCUGAAAAAGCCCCAGUCUCUCUCUUCCACCCACACACGUAGCCACAGCCUUGGGGACUCAGUUGGGGUGGAUGGGGAUGACGAACAUGACUCUCAAGAUGAGUUCCUUACUCACAACCAUGUGUUGUUGCCUGCGUCCAAAGAUCAGAAUGGACCUCCUGACCCAGGGGAUCGAACUGUGGUAGAACGAAGGUCUAAAGUAUCAAGGACAGAAAUUAAGUCUGCUGUAAAAACCUCAAGGCACAGCUGCCCCCCUUCAGUCCUUCAAAAUGCUGAGCCAUGUCACUGUUCCUCUGUAUCCUGCCGAGAUGGCACCAAACGUCAGGGAAGCAGCACCCCCUCAGUAGUCAGGAGGAGAAAGCGUCUAAACAGGACAACAAGUGAUCCUGGAAAGGAAGUGCACUACUGCACCACUCCCACACAGACUGAAAGCCCUGGUCCAUCCCCACCACCCUCAAAUACCAAACUCUGUACCACUCAAGUUCAGACUGAGAGCCCUUCCCCUCUUUUAAAUUCAAAGUACUGCACCACCCAGAGUCAAACUGAGAAUCAUCAAGCUCCACCUUUGAGUGCGGAACCACGCACGACCCAAAUUCAAACCACCAGUACCAAUUCAGCCCUACCUCCAAAUGUUGAACAGAGCACUGCUCAAAUACAGACAAGCUCUCCCAGUCACUCUUCUCCUGAUCAUAAACCUUGCACUACACAGACACAAACUAACAGCCCCUUUGCUUCCCCACCUCUAAUAAUAUCACCCAUCUCAGUGCAAACUCAGUCUGAGAAACCUGUAUCCCCAACAGCGACUCCAGACCCUCCCACUACCCAGACAACUACUGUGCCUUACUGUACAUCUCCCCCACCUACAAGUGCACCAAUACAAACCCCUGAGCAUUGCACAAAGCUACCUUGCACUUCUCCAGCCAAGCUAGCUUGCACCACCCCACCUCCACCCAAAGCACUUUCCAUUCCUUGCUCUACUUCUGCACCUACUGUUACCCAACUCCCGGUUCCCUAUUAUACUGUUGUGUCCCCACCAACAACACCCAGCACAGCUGCGGUCUGCUCAAGUGCGUCCUCAGCUGCACCGCCAUGCCCCACCCAAAACUGCACCCCCCUUAUCUCAAGCUUGGUAUCUUCCCCUCCUUUAACCCGCUCCACCCCAACCCCAACUAUAACUCCCAUUAUAACUCCCAUUGACAUCACCAAGCAUUCAACCACUCAGCAUCAAAUGCUACACAUUCUUUAA
Archocentrus centrarchus (flier cichlid) is the source of this 3000-nucleotide messenger RNA. RefSeq names its product mucin-5AC-like. The coding region runs from base 1201 to 3000 and encodes 599 amino acids. NCBI's taxonomy places the organism in Eukaryota, Metazoa, Chordata, Actinopteri, Cichliformes, Cichlidae. The record is from RefSeq and is a predicted model, not a curated record. The transcript is spliced from 3 exons.